AUGUCGGUGCAGGUGGCGGCCCCCGCCGUGGAGCUCAAGGAGCUGGGCGGCCCCAGGGACAAGGGGGCGGCCGCCCCCUCCCGCCCGGCCGAGCCGGGGCCUCUCCCCCCGCCGGGGCUCGGCGUGGCCGGGGCGCCCUGCCCGCUGCCGGCCCCGGCCGGGGAGCGUGAGGCGGCGGCGGCCCCCGGCGCGGGGUGCGGGGCCGAGCGGCCUCCCGUGAGCGGCUGCCCCGGGCUCCCCGCGGCCGGGCUCCCCCCCGGGGCCGUCAAGGUGCCGCAGGCUUCGGCCAUGAAGAGGAGCGACCCGCACCACCCGCAGCACCGGCACCGGGACGGGGGGGAUGGCGACGCCGGGCGGGAGGCGAUGGUCAGCCCCGACGGCACCGUCACCGAGGCGCCCCGCACCGUCAAGAAGAUCCAGUUUGCUGACCAAAAGCAAGAGUUUAACAAGCGCCCAACGAAGAUUGGUCGCCGUUCUCUGUCCCGUUCCAUCUCUCAAUCCUCUACAGAUAGCUACAGCUCAGCUGCCUCAUACACCGACAGCUCUGAUGAUGAGACCUCCCCCCGGGACAAGCAACAGAAGAACUCUAAAGGCAGCAGCGAUUUCUGUGUGAAAAACAUAAAGCAGGCAGAGUUUGGGCGCCGAGAGAUUGAAAUUGCUGAACAAGAGAUGCCUGCACUUAUGGCUUUAAGGAAGCGAGCUCAGGGAGAGAAGCCAUUGGCUGGGGCCAAGAUUGUGGGCUGCACGCACAUAACUGCACAGACUGCCGUACUAAUGGAGACUCUUGGUGCCUUGGGUGCUCAAUGCCGAUGGGCUGCCUGCAACAUCUAUUCUACUCUCAAUGAAGUGGCUGCUGCCCUGGCUGAAAGUGGGUUCCCUGUCUUUGCCUGGAAGGGAGAAUCUGAAGAUGACUUCUGGUGGUGUAUCGAUCGCUGUGUCAACGUCGAAGGAUGGCAGCCUAAUAUGAUCUUGGAUGAUGGAGGGGAUCUGACCCACUGGAUUUAUAAGAAAUACCCCAAUAUGUUUAAGAAGAUCAAAGGGAUAGUAGAAGAGAGCGUGACCGGUGUCCACAGGUUAUACCAGUUAUCUAAAGCUGGGAAACUCUGUGUCCCAGCUAUGAAUGUCAACGACUCUGUCACCAAACAGAAGUUUGACAACCUCUACUGCUGCAGAGAAUCCAUUCUUGAUGGCCUUAAAAGGACGACAGACAUGAUGUUUGGAGGAAAGCAAGUGGUGGUCUGUGGCUAUGGAGAGGUUGGAAAGGGCUGCUGCGCUGCUUUGAAGGCCAUGGGCUCCAUAGUGUAUGUGACAGAGAUCGAUCCAAUCUGUGCCCUGCAAGCCUGCAUGGAUGGAUUCCGCCUUGUGAAACUCAAUGAGGUUAUCAGACAAGUUGACAUUGUCAUCACCUGUACAGGUAACAAGAACGUAGUGACAAGAGAACAUCUAGACAGAAUGAAGAACAGUUGUAUUGUGUGCAACAUGGGACAUUCCAACACUGAAAUUGAUGUGGCGAGCUUACGUACGCCUGAGCUGACCUGGGAGAGGGUGAGAUCUCAGGUAGACCAUGUCAUCUGGCCAGACGGGAAGAGGAUAGUGCUGCUGGCAGAGGGCCGUCUGUUGAACCUGAGCUGUUCCACUGUUCCCACCUUUGUAUUGUCCAUCACUGCAACCACUCAGGCUCUGGCUUUGAUAGAGCUCUACAAUGCCCCUGAAGGGCGCUACAAACAGGACGUCUACCUGCUGCCUAAGAAAAUGGAUGAGUAUGUGGCAAGUCUUCAUCUUCCAACGUUCGAUGCACAUCUGACAGAACUAACAGAUGAACAAGCAAAAUACCUGGGACUAAAUAAAAACGGGCCUUUCAAACCAAACUAUUACAGGUAUUAAGUUUCUGCAGCUGUAACCAGAAGAAGUAAGGAACAAGAAUCCAAGCCUUUUCUCAACUAUUGUACAGGAUGAAAUAGUACAAGCUUCUUAAAUCAGAGCUGGACUUGCUCACAUAGUAGACAGUGUGUUAGGUUAUUUAUU
Emys orbicularis (European pond turtle) is the source of this 2025-nucleotide messenger RNA. RefSeq names its product adenosylhomocysteinase like 2 (gene AHCYL2). The coding region runs from base 1 to 1884 and encodes 627 amino acids. Gene Ontology annotation, biological process: L-methionine cycle. NCBI's taxonomy places the organism in Eukaryota, Metazoa, Chordata, Testudines, Emydidae. Gene Ontology annotation, cellular component: cytosol. The transcript is spliced from 17 exons. The record is from RefSeq and is a predicted model, not a curated record.